Messenger RNA from Diabrotica balteata, 243 nucleotides. The record is from the annotation of a GenBank genome assembly. NCBI's taxonomy places the organism in Eukaryota, Metazoa, Arthropoda, Insecta, Coleoptera, Chrysomelidae.
AUGGAAGUCAAACAAGAAGUCAAUGAAAAUGAAUACACAUGUAAAGAAGAAAUAGACAAUGAGGGAGGUGCUUUUUUUGAUACCCUUAAAGUUGAGAUUAACGAUGAGCCCAAGAGGGAAGCUACAAAUGAUGCAUUUGAUUAUUUAGUAUUAAAGGAGAGCUCUAUAAAGACAGAAAAAGAACCAUAUGAAGAUAAAUUCAUACCAUUUGAAGAAAAAGAAACAGGUGAUAAAAGUAAGUAG